CCGUCAACAUGGUAAGUGACGCCCAGUAAGAUCCUCCAUUUAACAACAAGCUGCUCCCAGCGCAGAUCCUCUUUAGCGUCGACUGGCUGUUCAUCUGCGCUGCACCAUGGACAGAAACAUGCGCCGUCAUGAUUCAAGCUUUUCUUUUCACGUAUUUGACCACCCGGUGUCACGGGCUUUCCAGAACCGUUUCUCCACUCAGUACCGCUGCUACUCCGUGUCCAUGCUGGCGGGUCCAAACGACCGCUCUGAUGUGGAGAAAGGAGGGAAAAUAAUAAUGCCACCCUCUGCUCUUGACCAACUCAGCAGGCUUAACAUCACCUAUCCAAUGUUGUUCAAGUUAACCAACAAGAACUCGGAUAGGAUGACACAUUGUGGUGUUCUGGAGUUUGUCGCGGAUGAGGGAAUUUGCUACCUUCCACACUGGAUGAUGCAGAAUCUCCUUCUGGAAGAAGGGGGUUUAGUCCAAGUAGAAAGUGUCAACCUUAUGGUCGCCACGUACUCCAAAUUUCAACCACAGAGCCCAGACUUCCUUGACAUUACAAACCCAAAAGCAGUGUUGGAAAAUGCUUUGAGAAACUUUGCUUGUUUGACAACAGGAGAUGUCAUUGCUAUUAACUACAAUGAAAAGAUCUAUGAACUGCGAGUAAUGGAGACCAAGCCAGAUAAAGCAGUAUCGAUCAUUGAGUGUGAUAUGAAUGUGGAUUUUGAUGCUCCAUUGGGCUACAAAGAACCUGAAAGAAGGCCUCAGCACCAAGAAGAACCCACCGAGGAAGAAGGAGACCCAAGCAAUUAUGCUGACAUGGAUAUGGGAUUCAGAGCGUUUACUGGCUCCGGUAAUCGCUUGGAUGGCAAGAAGAAAGGCAUUGAGCCUAGCCCUGCCCCGAUUGACCCAAGUGACAUAAAAAGAGGGAUCCCAAACUAUGAAUUCAAAGUCGGCCGGAUCACCUUCAUCAGAAACUCAAGGCCUCUGCCCAGGAAAAUUAUAGACGACGAUGAUGCCAUGAGCAGAUUCAUCGCCUUCUCUGGUGAGGGACAGUCACUACGCAAGAAAGGCAGAAAGCCUUGAAGGUUUCAACUGAAGUGAAGAGACUAAACGUCUGCAUACAGAUCCACCAUAUCCACCAAAUCCUCUAAAACCCACCCUAACACAAUAAAAAAUGGACCCUGGAAAGACUGGCAAAAAGAUGUUACAUCCCUUUGGAAAUUGCAGUUCUGUUGGGGCUGGAUUCAAUUAAUUCUCCGAUAAUGUUACAUUCACCAAACAUGAUGUGAAUGUAAGCAGUAAAAAUUAAUGCUAUAGUAGUAAUUUGGUGUAUUUGUCCGAAGUCCAGGGUUACUGUUAUGAUACUGCCCUCCCACACAAAACAAUAAACUUGUCGAUCAACUUUGUUUGAACACCA
Lampris incognitus (smalleye Pacific opah) is the source of this 1403-nucleotide messenger RNA. RefSeq names its product ubiquitin recognition factor in ER associated degradation 1 (gene ufd1l). Gene Ontology annotation, molecular function: polyubiquitin modification-dependent protein binding. The coding region runs from base 107 to 1069 and encodes 320 amino acids. The transcript has 12 exons. NCBI's taxonomy places the organism in Eukaryota, Metazoa, Chordata, Actinopteri, Lampriformes, Lampridae. Gene Ontology annotation, cellular component: VCP-NPL4-UFD1 AAA ATPase complex. The record is from RefSeq and is a predicted model, not a curated record.